AUGUCUACUAACACAGUGCAUCCGACUACUACCUUGACCCCCGAGCUUGAGGCAGUCCUGAAAGAGGACACGGACCGUCGUUUGAGGGACUUGAUAGCUAUGAACAGCAAGAGCCGUUAUGCUCGUAGCUCCUCCAGCCUCUCGGACUUCCGUCUGGCUAUUGAAAAUACAGACGUGCAGACUGACGAGUCUGUUCUUGCUGACUUCCGUCGCCUUGUCCCGCUUACAGACUACGAGUCUUACCGCCCGUUUUUUGACAAGUUCAAUUCCCGCCCUUGCAAGUUGUCCGAAGUUGAGGACAUGUUUGCACCUGGUCUUCCAGUUUACAUCCCCCUCUCAAGUGCCACAACGAACAGGAAGUCCAAGCAGUUCGUGAAGUACUUUCGCUCUCAGCCCUAUGCCCACGGACCCCCGCCCUUGCGUAUAAAGACUACUGCAUUCCUUUUUACCUUCGCAUAUAGAGACCCGGUAGAAGUAGUAACGGAUUCUGGAGAAGUCACGAAGAGGAUUCCUCUAUGCAACCAGUCGUCCGGGGUAAUGCGCUUACAGAAUAAUUGGUCCAUCGAAACUGAUGAUACUCGCAUGGGGUCUAUACUCCCCGGCCACGUAGCUCCAUGGGCAACAGGAUUUAUCAUUCACCAUCGGUCCUUCCUGCUGAUCCACGCACUCUUUGCGUUGGCGAAUACAUCCCUGGAGGGGUUUGCUGUGACAUUUUUACCUUAUUUCAUCGACAUGGUGCAUCGCAUCAAAGAAGAGUGGGACGUACUCGUCUCAGGUAUUCGGAAUGGGAUCAUCCCAGAUUUCGAUCAGAUAGACCACGUCCGGCCUUAUUUGCAGGUCCACUUGCGUACAGACCCACAACGGGCAGAUGAACUUCAGAGCAUAGGACCUCCUCUCUCUUACUCAGGGUGGGCCCAGCGUGUCUGGCCGAAUUUGAAGCUCCUCAAAGGCAUCUGUAGCGGUACAUUCGCUGCGGCAUUACCUCAGGCGAGGUCAGUGCUUGGACCAAAUGUAAUCAUCCACAACACUUGGUAUAUAUGUACAGAAGGUCUCAUAGGUAGAACCCUCAACUUUGAAGAUACAGAGACUUUCGUUAUUGCAGCCAAUGACCUUAUCGAGUUUCUUGACAUGACAGAAGGAGAGACAAAUAGAAAAAUACUUCAAGCGUGGGAACUUCAACCUGGAAUGUUCUACCAGCCUGUGUCAACGACCUAUGAUGGACUAUGGAGAUAUCUUAUAGACGACGUCAUCCAAGUCACCGGCUUCGACCCGCGUAAUGGGUUGCCGGUAUUCAGGUACUCCAGGCGGAAGAAUCUGGAACUCCGGCUGCCACAUGCCAUGAUCACUGAAGCUGAUCUUGUCAGCGUGAUUCAUGCGAUUAGCGGGGAGGAUACUGUGCAGGUACACGAGUUCACAACGGUCGUUGACGACCGCAAGUUCCCACAGACAGUGGGAUUUUUUAUCGGAAUCACAGGAGACAUAGGUCCCAAUGCGAAAUUUGCAAGACAGAAAGCCUUCGCAGCCCUCGCUGCGACAAGCGAAGAACACCAGAUCGCAUUCGAUGGGGGCGAGCUUGGUUUGCCCACGAUUCGUAUUGUUAAGCCCGAGACUUUUGCAGACUAUCGGCGGUGGCGAGGUGAAAGUAUGAAGUUUGGUGUUGGCCAGAUUAAGGUUCCCGUUGUCCUCUCCGACUCCAAGGCACAAGAGUGGAUUGCGGAGAGGGUUAUGAUGGAGCUCUGA
Messenger RNA from Pisolithus orientalis, 1740 nucleotides. Its product is annotated as GH3 auxin-responsive promoter. Gene Ontology annotation, cellular component: cytoplasm. The record is from RefSeq and is a predicted model, not a curated record. Gene Ontology annotation, molecular function: acid-amino acid ligase activity. The transcript has 7 exons. Bases 1 to 1740 code for a protein of 579 amino acids. NCBI's taxonomy places the organism in Eukaryota, Fungi, Basidiomycota, Agaricomycetes, Boletales, Pisolithaceae.